AUGAGCGAGUCAACCCGCCUGAAAAGCACCGUCUACGUCGGCAGCCUCGACCAGGCCGUCACCGCGCAGACACUGACAGAGGCUUUCCUGCCCUUUGGCGAGGUUGUCGAUAUCUCGCUGCCCAAGCCCGACUUGCCGUCGUCGACAGAUAACCACAGGGGGUUUGGAUACGUGGAAUUCGAAGUGCCCCAGGAUGCCAAGGAGGCGAUCGACAACAUGGACCAGAGCGAGCUGUAUGGGCGCAUUAUAAAAGUUGCUGCCGCAAAGCCGCAACGAGACGCAAACGAGGGGCUUGGAAGCAAGACUGCUAUUUGGGAACAGGAGGGCUACUUGGCGAAACAUGCCGUGAGCGAGGAAGACAGAAAUGGAGCAGAAGAGGCCAGUCUAGUGACCAAUGGUCGACCUGAAGAUCCUAUGCAGGGCCUCGAAGGCCUCGACGUUGCAGGGCCAAAGCCGGAAUAA
Molecule: messenger RNA, 462 nt
Organism: Talaromyces rugulosus
Lineage: Eukaryota; Fungi; Ascomycota; Eurotiomycetes; Eurotiales; Trichocomaceae
Exons: 2
Coding region: 1-462 (153 amino acids)
Molecular function (GO): RNA binding
Source: RefSeq, a predicted model, not a curated record